CAAAGGCCAUCAGUGUGUCUGCUGCAAGCAGUACAGCGGAUUUAGGCACGGCAUGAGCGUGGUAAACGGAAAGACUUGGUUAUGGAUAGCAAGGAAGAAGUAGAAGAGCGAAGUGCAAUGGGAAGAUGUGUGUUGAGGAAGAAUGGUUCCAAGUACAAACCAUAUUCUGCUGUCUGAUGGCUCAGGAAUUUUACCUGACGAGAGUGAGGAUGAAUUACCUCUGGUGGCAGGUGUGGUGAAGACCUCCAAGUCCAAGCAAAGGAUGAUUUGGGUGCAGUGGGAGUGAUAUUUUUGGAGAAAGUGGAUCCCUGCCUUUUGGCUGAUUCAUAUGUAGUCUCAGGCUGGGUAGAAAAUAAAUUGGUGUUGGUAGCUCGAAAUGGACUUGUGAUGAUUUUCUGUGUUUCUUCUGUCUGUGUUUCUUUGCGUUAUGUGCCUAGGGAAAAGACUUGGAUGACUUGCCUUUGAAAGGAGUGAUUACUGGGUUGCUGUUAAGUGUUGAGGUUGAGCAACUAAAAUGGAAUAUUCCCUGUGUCUGUGACGCCCGCCGUUUUGGUGCGAAGCAGACCCGGUGGCGAGCGUCGUGAAACUGAUUAGAAACUGUCUGUCCUUUUGAGUUUUGAAGCAGUCUUUUCCUGAUAGUCAGGUUGGGAUAUGUCAGUUAUCCCGUGAGAGCUUUUGUGCCGAACCCACUAAGGGGUUUCAGAAGCCAAGCUUAUGGUCAUGUUGUAGGAGGGAGAUUCCAAAAUGUGAAAAGUGUGCAGGAGGGCAUGGGACAAAGGAAUGUGUAGUAUAGGUGGAAAAAAACAUUGUGUAAAUUGUGGGGGUGCCCAUGUUGCUGGGGAUCAGAAGUGCCCGGUGCAAGAGACAGGUUGAGGUUGCCAGGGAGAGCAGAGGAUGAUGGGUCAAGGGCCUUGGCCAAUAGAGUGAUACGAAUGUAUGCUUCAGUAAGAUUGGCUUCUUAGCAUUCAUUGCCAUGGUUAUCAACUGUACCGCAGAAAUGGAAUGUAAAUCACAGAAAAUAUAUGUUGUGGUGGCAGCUGCUACGGUAAGUACUUGGAUUUACCAGGUUUUACUGGAGAAGAGUUACAAGGUCUGCUGAACGAAAGAGUCCCAUCAACCCAAACAGUUAAAGUAGUGGAAUUGAGUGGUGAUUUUUAUUUGUGUUAUGAAAUAGUGUUAUAUAUGUGCUGGGUUAGUUGGUGGUGUUUUCUUCUCCUCCCUUUUGCCCGUUGUUUAUUUUUGUAUCACAAAAUGUAACGUGGCCGAUCACACAGUAGGUGGCGGCAUGCACAAAUAAAAUGUGCGUACACCAUGUUACCAAAGAAGAAGUAGAAAACGGAAGUGAACAGUAAUCGUGCAUGUUUUCAAUUUCCACGUUAGCGGUUUUAUUGUUGUAAUUUAGACGUUUAUUAACACCACGGAACUCAAAAUAUGACUAAUUUAACUGUACAGCAUCACAUACUUACCGCAGGUGGUCUUUAAUUCACGUUGGAGACAGGACUUGGUUGAUAGAGCUACGUAACGCUAGCUAGUUGCUAACAAUGGCUAACUGUAUGGUUUUUCACACUCAAAUAGCCUCCAUUAUGGAGGUGCUAGCGAAUGCAGCCGUUGCAGAGAUCUGUAAAGUCGUAGACAACGACUAUGCUGUGUUUCGUUUGGAAAUCUCUCAAAGCCAGAAAGAAAACAGGGGGUUGCGGAGGAAACUACAACUAAUGGACUUGAAGGUGGCACGGGAGCGCGCAGAGAGAACAAUACGAGAGCGCGUUCCCGCCAGUCGUCCCAGUAGUGUCAAGGUCGUCGACCGAUACAGAGGAAUGGCAAGAGGUGAAGGACAUUUCACUGGAGGCCACAGGAGCUUUGUGAAGCCAGCGGGACACAAUGCGUGGAGAGAUGACCAACCCAUAGCUAUAGAUGAGGGGAGUGGAACCUCAACCCAGCAUGUUAUUGUGAUAGAGUCUGCAGAUGCAGAGGCGGCAGGUCCUGGAGGAUCGUCUCUGGUCAAGCAGGAGAGGACUGAAGGAGACGACCCACAACACAGCAGAGACAUCCAGACUGGAGCAGCGGCUGGAGUGGCACCCCCUGUAGCCACAGCAGACCUCGCCAACGCCACGGCGCCUCAGCACAGGACCCGAUGCAGCAUCACGGAGGAGGAGGAGGGUCUGGAGAUGAUGCUGGUGAAGGAGGAGGGUCUGGGGAACCCUGAGGGGACCAUGGUCAUGGAGGACAACCAGACUACACCUCCUGAACCCACAGAGGAACCAUCUGAGCAGCACAGGACCACACACAGUCUCACUGAGUCAGUAGACAUGGAGGUUGGGAAGCCUGAUCUGCUGCUAGUCAAAGAGGAGACAAUAGAAGACAGACCAGAGAGCAUUGAUCUGCUGAGUGGACUAAAGAUGGGGGAGCAAGGUUGUUGGCUGGAGGCUAACAGUGGAGACUGGGUGGCCAUCUUGGAUUCCCAAUCCCAGAUGGGUGCAGACAAGUGCCCAGGGGACAUCAUCACUGAGCAGGUCAGGACCAGAGGUGACAUAGUGGAGGUCAGUGGAUGGGACAGCGUCCUCAACUCUGGGCUGGGGAACAACAAUGUUAACCACAACCAGAAACAGACAGUGGAACACAAAACAACAACUGAAUUUAGUCUCCAAGACAACAGAAUGUCUGAGACCAGGGCGAGGUGUAGAUUUGGUCUGCGGGGACGUGGAGGCCAGGUUCGUAUGCAGCAGGAACGAAUAGGCACAGUCUCGGCUAGCGAGGCUCCAUCCUGCUCCUAUAGUUGUGAUUCAGAGAGACUGAUGGCGCCUCAGGUUAACCCCCUAACAGAUGCUGCCUUCAGCCUGCCUUCUAUAGGAUCUAUCAACUGGAACAUGGACCCUGCGACAACACAGAUGCUCCCUGGCCUUCGUCCUCCUCACACUAUCCUAAUGUUAAACCAGACAUCAGACAAUGCCAGUGCCUCAACACUAAAUGGCUACAUAAGCCCAUUGACAAAUGAUAGUAGUAGUAACGCUGUCAGUACCUCCGGUGGCAAAGAAAAGCGCUUCCUGUGUUCAUUCUGUGGGAAAGCCUUCAGUUUCCCCAAACAGGUGGAGAUCCACCAGAGGAUACACACGGAGGAGAAACUAUUCGGCUGCCACCUGUGCCGGGCAAGUUUCUCCCACUCGUCCAAGCUGAAGAGGCACCAGAGGGUCCACACAGGGGAGAAACCCUACAACUGCCCCCAGUGUGAGAAGAGGUUCUCCCACAAGCACCAGCUGAAGAUGCACCUGAAGAUGCACACGGGAGAGAGGCCAUUCGCCUGUACACACUGUGGGAAGAGGUUCUCAGAAAGGAGCUACCUCAGAAUACACCAGCAGAAAAUGCACACGGCCCAUGUAUAGUGACAUGUAAUGUAGUACUAGUUAGUUUGGAGUUAAUUCUGUUGGUUUUGGAUGUAAAGGAAACUGACAAAAUAAUAAGUAUGAUGAGGCAGAGUAGAUGAUAUGGUGAUGGUUAGUGUGAUGGUGUCUGUAAACAUGCUUCACUGAUGAAGAGUGACCAACUUCGUCCCUUUUGGUUGAUGCUGGUGUUUUAUAGUGAGGUAAGGAUAGUGCCUUGAUUCAUGUUUACUUGAUAUAAAAUAGUGAAGCUGUUUUAAUGUAAUGAACCUUUUCCAAAGUAUUCUAAAAUCAUUUAUCAAAGCGAGGGUGGCAGAUUUACAGAAAAGGUCAAGUGUUACCAGUUAUUCUACUUGUCACGUAUCGUUUUGUGCAAUAAAAGUUCUG
This is a messenger RNA of Salvelinus namaycush (lake trout), 3761 nucleotides long. RefSeq lists its product as uncharacterized. Gene Ontology annotation, cellular component: nucleus. The coding region runs from base 1542 to 3377 and encodes 611 amino acids. The transcript has 6 exons. Lineage: Eukaryota; Metazoa; Chordata; Actinopteri; Salmoniformes; Salmonidae. The record is from RefSeq and is a predicted model, not a curated record.